Syngnathus acus (greater pipefish) is the source of this 5583-nucleotide messenger RNA. RefSeq names its product neural cell adhesion molecule 1b (gene ncam1b). Gene Ontology annotation, molecular function: protein binding. Lineage: Eukaryota; Metazoa; Chordata; Actinopteri; Syngnathiformes; Syngnathidae. Bases 313 to 3822 code for a protein of 1169 amino acids. The record is from RefSeq and is a predicted model, not a curated record. Gene Ontology annotation, biological process: cell adhesion. Gene Ontology annotation, cellular component: neuron projection; membrane. The transcript has 23 exons.
CGUGUGAGCAGGCUCGGCUUGUCAGUCACACUUUAAACGGCGCUGUGGCGCUCAUCAGCCCUACCACCGCCAGAAGCACCAGCGAUUCGCCCGCCUCCUCCUUCCUCCCGCUGAUCGCCGAAUCGAGCCACACGGAGCUACAGAAUUUUAGGAUGAACGCCUGCUGAGGAGCAGCCACCGCUACUAAGCCGAGGGCGACUCACAGCACCGCCGUUGGGGAGGGGAGCGGGGGAAGGAGCGAGCCGACGAGCCGUUUCACCGUUGGAGCGCUCUCCCCUCAAGUGGAGAGGGUGGGGGGCGGGGGACUUUGCCAUGGUCCGGUCCGGGGACAUCUUUGUGGCCCUGCUUCUUGUGACCUGUGCGGUGUCACUGGACGUGCAGAUCACACCCAGUCAUGGUGAAAUCAGUCUCGGAGAGUCCAAAUUCUUCAUGUGUGAAGUUAUCGGCGGAGCCAAGCACAUAGACUGGUUCGGGCCCGGCGGCGAAAGGAUAGAACCCGACGACCCGGACGUCACGGUGACCCGGAACGACGAGACGUCGUCCAUCCUCACGCUUUACCGAGCCGGGACGGAGAACGCCGGCACGUACAAGUGCGUCGCCGCCAAUGGAGAUCAACAGGGAGAGUCGACGGUUAACAUCAAGAUAUUCCAGAAAAUCACCUUCACAAAUGCGCCGUCGCCGCAAGAGUUCACCGAAGGAGACACCGCCGUCAUCGUGUGCGAUGUCAUCAGUUCCCCUCCGCCCACCAUCCUUUGGAAGUACAAAGGAGCCAGAAUACAGAUGGAAAAAGACGUUCGCUUUAAGGUGCUGAGCAACAACCACCUUCAAAUCCGCAUUAUAAAGAAGACCGACGAGGGUUCGUACACCUGCGAGGGACGCCUGAUGGCCCGCGGCGAGAUCGAUUUACGGGUUAUCAAGGUCGUCGUGAACGUGCUCCCAAUCAUCCGGGUGUGGAAGUCAGAGGUGAACGCCACAGCAGAUGUGGGCCAAGCCGCCAUGUUGACGUGUGCGGUCGACGGCUAUCCUGAACCCAUGGUGACCUGGACAAGGAACCAGAUCCCACUGGAAGCCGGGGAGAAGUAUGCCUUCAACGAGGACGGCUCGGAGAUGUCCAUCAUGGACGUUAGCAAGCUAGAUGAGGGCGAGUACACCUGCAUCGCCAAAAACAAAGCCGGGGAGACGGAUCAGGAGCUCAGUCUGAGAGUAUUUGUCAAGCCUAAGAUCACCUACAUUGUCAACCAAAGCACCUCUGAGAUGGAGGAGCAGGUUAUGCUAACGUGCGAAGCCUCGGGGGAUCCGACGCCCACCAUCAGCUGGAGCUACGGCAACCGUGUAUUCACCGACGGCGAGCAGGCGCACCUAAACAGGAUCUAUCAGGCAUCAUGGACUCGUCCCGAGCAGCACAAGAGCGAGGACGGCAACGUGGUGGUGCGAAGCGACGCUCGCGUUUCCUCCCUCACGCUAAAGUACGUCAAGUACACGGACGCCGGGCAGUACCUGUGCUCGGCGCGAAGCGCCAUCGGGGAAGAUGACCAGGUGGCAUAUCUGGAGGUCCGCUACGCCCCUAAGAUCCACGGCGAGGUGGCCGUGUACACCUGGGAGGGCAACGCCGUCAACAUCAGCUGCGAGGUGCAAGCUCACCCAAGCCAGGUCACCAUAGCUUGGCUCCGGGACGGAUUCACGCUGCCAAACGCCAACACCAGCAACGUUAAGAUCUACAGAUCGCCCUCGGCCAGCUACCUGCAGGUGACGCCGACAUCCGAGAAUGACUUUGGGAGUUACAACUGCACUGCUUCCAACGAGAUGGGCACAGAAGCCAAAGAGUUUGUCCUCAUCCAAGCCGAGGUGCCAUCGUCGCCCUUCAUCAACGAGGUGUCACCUUUCUCCACCACGGCGCUGGUUCAGUUCGAGGAGCCCGAGUCCAGCGGAGGCGUGCCCGUGCUCAAGUACAAAGCGGCGUGGAGGAUUCAAGGCAGAGGCAGCUGGUCGCAGAGAAUCUUUGAGCUCAAAGAUGGCUCCACGGGCGAGGUGACCGUCACAGACCUGAGACCGGACACCGGCUACGAAAUCAAGAUGUCCGCCAUCAACGGGAAAGGGGAAGGCGAAAGCUGCCCAGUGGAGGUUUUCAAGACGCAGCCAGUCCAUGACGUUUUUGGUUUGUUAUCAGAAGACACAGAAGGAAAUCCGAGUCCUCCCAAACUGGAAGGUGCGCUUCAGCCCAUCGGCAACUCCCUGAAAGUCAGCUGGAUCAAGCAGGAUGACGGCGGAUUGCCCAUCCUCCAUUACCUCGUCCACUUCAAACCGGUUGAGUCGUCCAAGUGGAAACCCGAAAUCAGCAUGCCCAGCGACAGCGACUACGUGAUCCUCAGCGGGCUAGAGUGGGACACGACGUACGACAUCUCCGUGGUGGCCGAAAACCAGAAGGGCAAGUCGGAGCGGGCUAGCAUAUCCAUGCGGACGUCCGUCCAGCCGGCCGUCAUGCCAGAUUUGGAUGAAGACGCGGCGUUUCCCAUGGGGAUCAUAUUGUGGGCGGGCAUCCUGGUGGUGGCGUUCAUCCUGCUGCUCCUGGCCGUGGACGUCACGUGCUACUUUGUCAACAAGUGCGGCCUCAUCAUGUGCCUGUGCGGAAAGUCGGCCUCCGGCACCAAAGGCAAAGACCUGGAGGAGGGAAAGGCAGCAUUCAUGAAAGACGAGUCCAAAGAGCCCAUCGUGGAGGUCCGCACGGAGGAUGAGUGCACAGCCAAUCACAACGCGGCAGGCCCAACAGAACCCAACGAAACCACACCCCUCACCGAGCCAGAGCUGGCGGCUUUCACCGCUGCCCUGGCACUGGACACGCUCUCCUCUGACACGGCCACAGCCGCCAUUGACCCCGCUCAAGACAGCCCCUCUAGCGAGACCACCACGCUCACGUGUAGCCUGUCCACCCCGGCCAACGAGCCCUCGCCCAUCACGGCGCCGGCGCCCAGCCCGGAGACGAGCGCGGCGCCGCCGACUCCCCCCGUGUGCAGGGCGGCCGUCGAGGCUAAGAUCGCGCCGUUAGUGGAGCGGAGGGGAGCCGAUCGGGUGACGGAAGAAGAGGAGCCCAAGAAGAGCGACGCUUCGCCGGCCACCCUCGAACGGACUCAGAAACCCGGGACGCCCAUCCCGCCCAAACGGAGGCACUCUCCGAAACUUGCCGCCCUAAAGGCUAAAGCUAGCCCGCCCGUCUCGCCGUUAGCCACGGAACCGCCUCUUACUCCACACAGUAAGAAAGUAGCUCCCAGCCCUCCGCUCACCCCCAAAGACCCCGAUACAAAUUGCGCCUCUGACAAGCCCGCCCAGCCGUCUAACCCUCUCAACCCGCACCCCAACCCUCCGUCUUCAGCCAUCCACGGCGCUCCCAAAGCGCCGGAUGCUGAAGAGUCUUCCCCUUUGGUCCGAGACGUCCCCACCCCCGUGUCUCCCCCUCCCGCUAGCGAGCACCUCGCAUCGCCGCCGCACAUGUACGACUUACUCGCCCGUGACAUGGGCCUCGAUAACGCCACUUUCGACUUAGAGCUGAGUAACGGCACGGAGCGACCCUGGGCCAUCCCCGACGAUCUGAUUAGCUUAGAGAGCCCGCCCUCUGUCCCUUCUCUGCCCAAUGGAGACGGAGCAGACCUCACCCCCACAAUGGACGCAUCAGAACCUCUGGCUAAGACUGCUCCACCUGUCAACGAUGAGACAAUCUUUUCGGACGUGAAGGGAAAACCGGAGGAGGAGCUGUCCAACGCCGCCACGGAGACGCCUGCCGAGCACAAGAGUGUCAUACAGACAAAAGCCGCGCAGAGCAAAGCAUGAAAAACAAAACAAACGGGAAAAAAAACUCCAUCGUAAACAUUGCGCAGCUGCGGGAAUUUUCAUUUCCAGUGCCCUUUAGUACACGCAAAACACGCGUUUGUCUAGCACGCACUUUUAGCCCAAGGAGUUUAUCUUGCAGUCACCAGAUUUUUAUUUUUUUAAUUUAAUCUAACAGGACUACAUCGGAACUCACACAAGCAUUCGAUUAUCGGGAGAACUAAAAAAAGGAAAAAAACAAAAAACAAAUAUUCUUCAUUCUUUAAAUUUUGUGUCGUGUGUGUGUGUGUGUGUGCGCCGUUCUUUUGUUUUCUCUGAGCUUUUCAUUCGUGCGCCCGUCUCGUUAGCUUGUCUGUGCAUGUUUGGCCUGAAGAUGGUUGCUAAAAGCUUCAUGGUUUCCUCGCCAAUUCGACCACCCCCCCCACACACACACACACAGAUCUCACAUACCGUCACUGCCUCACCAGCGUUUAUUAAACAGACACACUCGAGAGAAAAAAAAUAAAAAAUAAAAAAGCCAUCCGCAGUGCCGAUGUUGUGAUCUAAAUAUGUUUCAUUUGGCUCGUUUCUUCCCCGCACGAAACAAAACAAAACAAUUGGGGGGAUUCUACUUAACUACAAAGACUUCCAUCCCUGCCUGCAAGCUUGUGCACUGUGCCUGUGUGCGUGUGCGCGCGUGCGUGUCAGUAGAACGUCCUGUCAUCGGUUUCUAUGAUAAUCUGCUUUGUCGUGAGAGAUUUAGCGUCUUGUUUUUAUAUAUAUAUGUAUAAAUAUGAUACUGUAUAUUAAAAUGUACUAUUAUAAUUGUUAGACAAAGAAAGGUGUGCUCAAUGGACUAACGUGGUCAUGAAAAUCAUAAGAAGAGGUGUCGUGUUACUAAAAGCGUCCGUCGGGUCUCAAACACGCACAGCACUGUAAACAGCGUCGAGUCUUAUCAGUGGUUCUCGUGAAGGAAGGCAUGAAAUCAUUCCGACUAACGACCAGGCACGUUGGUGGCGACGUAAAUCGCUCAUUUUCAGUUUACGGGUGUUGUUUGGUUUAUUUUCUCCUUCAAGUGUUCUUCAGUAAUGUGCUUUAUCCGAGACCCUCCCCCGUCCCUCACAAUUCUCCUCGUCUUUUGUACAAACUGCUUGUCAGGAAGCAAGGUGGUCGCUCGCUCUUUUCUAAGACAGCAAAUGCAACUUCAAUGCCAACUGGAAGGACGGAUCGUAUUUCCUCGGAACGCUGGCCAAUAAAUGUCUCACAUUAGGAAAGUUAAAAAAAACAAGAACGCUAUCUUAGUUCACUUACACACAUGAAACGCAUUGAUCCCAUUUGAUAUCUGUCGCUAACUAAAACAGAAGCUCCUACCAAGCCGUCAAAUGGCCUCUCAGAUUGAUUUAAAAUGCGGAGAGAAUGUUUUUAAUUACGUCAGCCAUCUAGUAAACUACCUUCAGGGAUCACCUGCAAGUCAAUCUGAACUGUCGCUAACCAAAACAGCAGCACCUGCAUAGGUCAUCCCUCUCACACUUAAGAAGCCUCAAUCAAAUAAAUGCUUCCCUUUACACACAAAAAAAAAGGUGUUAUUUAGACAGCCUCAAAUAAUUUACGCUUACUUAUUUGAGUAAAUACUGUCCAUUUGAACAAAACUGCUCAGCUAUCCUCGUAGUCUUUACGGACCACCUUGCUUCCUUGUUUCGAUCUUAUGGGGUGGAAAAACUCUGCUGUGUACAGUCUGGAGUGCUAACCCAUUUUCGAAAUAAAAACUUUCUUUCUCAAUCUCAA